GUGGUUUUAUCCACUUGGCUAUUGGACCAAUUGGAAUUCCAAGAAAAACUGGUGAGAAUUCAACUGAAAAAACUGUUCAGUUGAAUUCUCACCUUUUUCCAUUUAAACUGCCUGUAUCAGACAAUAAAAUCUAUAAAGGAAAUCGGUUUGUAUUUCGUAACAUGAUGGAAAUCAAACUGAGGAGUAUUAAAGUACGCUUCACAUUAUAUAGGUAAUCGAAAUGAAUCGCUGGAUGGGUAGAGUGGCUUUGGUAACGGGUGCUUCUGUGGGUAUAGGUGCUUCAAUAUGUAGAGAAUUAGUAAAAAAUGGAAUGAAAGUGAUUGGUUGUGCUAGAAAUGUAAAUGCUAUUGAAAAAUUAGCUGGAGAAUUGGCAUCACACUCUCCAGGUGAAUUGCUACCAAUAAAAUGCGAUGUGACGAACGAAUUGGAAAUUUUGAAUGUUUUUCAAAAAAUUCGAGAACAUUAUGGACAAAUUGAUAUAUGUAUUAACAAUGCUGGCAUAUCUAAAGUCUGUCCUUUAAUGAACGGCAAGACAGAUGAUUGGAAAAAUAUUAUAGACGUUAACGUUCUCGCAUUGUGCAUUUUCACCCGCGAAGCAAUAACACUGAUGAAAGAAAAAGAAAUAAAUGACGGGCAGAUAAUACAUAUCAGCAGUAUACUUGCACACCACGUUAUGUCACAUACUGGAUUAAGUUUUUAUUCGGGAACGAAGCAUAUGGUAAAAGCAUUGGCAGAAGGAUUACGACAGGAAUUAAGAGCCGAGAAAAGCAAAAUAAGAGUUUGUUGCAUCAGUCCUGGUAUAGUGGAAACAGAAUUUCUGGAAAGGAUGUUGAAAAAUCCUGAACUUGCUAAACUUACCUAUAAAAACCGUUUAUCUCUUCAACCCGAAAACAUAGCCAAUGCUGUUUUAAAUGUAUUGAAAAUGCCAGAUUAUGUUGAUAUUAAUGACAUCAUUGUUCAAACUACAGAAUGA
This is a messenger RNA of Centruroides sculpturatus (bark scorpion), 973 nucleotides long. RefSeq names its product dehydrogenase/reductase SDR family member 11-like. The record is from RefSeq and is a predicted model, not a curated record. The transcript is spliced from 5 exons. NCBI's taxonomy places the organism in Eukaryota, Metazoa, Arthropoda, Arachnida, Scorpiones, Buthidae. Bases 221 to 973 code for a protein of 250 amino acids.